AUGGUGCAGCCGCAGCCGGAGCAACCACAGCCGAAGCCGAAGACGACUCUGCCGAAGAUCACCGACCAGCCGAAGAAGCAGCCCGAACAGCCGAAGAAGCAGCCCCAGUCUGCGCCGAAGCAGCCCGAACAGCCGAAGACUGUCCCGAAGUAUACCGAACAGCCGAAGAAGCAGCCUCAGCCCGCGCCCCAGCCAAAGAAGCAGCCAUCGCCUCCCAAGAAGCAGCCUCAACCUGCGCCACCCAAGAAGCAGCCUCAGCCUGCACCGAAGAAGCAACAACCACAACCACACCAACCGCAACCACAACCAUACCAACAACAACAACAGACCAAGAAGCCCUCCUCUGCUCCUGCUCCAAAACAAUAUGGCAGCGGAUCUUACUAA
This is a messenger RNA of Sphaerulina musiva SO2202, 384 nucleotides long. RefSeq lists its product as uncharacterized. Bases 1 to 384 code for a protein of 127 amino acids. The record is from RefSeq and is a predicted model, not a curated record. NCBI's taxonomy places the organism in Eukaryota, Fungi, Ascomycota, Dothideomycetes, Mycosphaerellales, Mycosphaerellaceae. The transcript has a single exon.